AGGGAGGAAACCAGACCUGCCGGAUUCACAGCAGCCAGCCGUCAUCUGCAUCCACGACCCGAGAUGACAUCGUAACCUGGGCGGUGAGCAGCGCAGAUACCAAAACACGGCCGCUUUGUUGAGGAGGACCUGCCGUCUCCGGACAUGAAUUCGGCGGAACAGACGGUUACGUGGCUGAUCACGCUCGGGGUGCUGGAGUCGCCGAAGAAGACCAUCUCGGACCCCGAGGCGUUCCUGCAGACCUCCCUGAAGGAUGGGGUGGUCCUGUGCAGGCUGCUGGAGCGGCUCAGCCCGGGCUCCACGGAAAAAAUCUACCCAGAUCCCAAGAACGACGGCGAGUGCCUGAGCAACAUAAAGGAGUUUCUGAAGGGCUGCACAUCGUUUCGCGUCGAGCCGUUCGAGGCCAGCGACCUGCUGCUGGGACUCAACUUCUCCAAGGUGCUGAGCAGCCUGGUGGCUUUGAACAAAGUGACGGCAGAUAUCGGCGUGGGCAGUGACUCGGUGUGCGCCCGGCACUCCUCGGCUCACCGCAUCAAGUCGUUCGAGUCGCUGUCCUCGCAGGCGUCGCUGGGCCGGUCCUCCAAGCUGCUGCUCAACCAGUUCCGCAGUCUGGACAUGUCCGAGAACAGCGGGCAGCAGCUGCUGGUCAAGGCUCGCUUCAACUUCCAGCAGACCAACGAGGAUGAGCUGACCUUCAGCAAGGGGGACAUCAUCGGCGUGACGCGCCAGGAGGAGGGCGGCUGGUGGGAGGGCACCUUCAACGGCCGCACCGGCUGGUUUCCCAGCAACUAUGUGCGCGAGGUCAAAGGUUCUGACAAACAAGUGUCUCCGAAGUCUGGGACCCUGAAGAGCCCCCCCAAAGGCUUCGACACGUCUGCCAUCAGCAAGACCUACUAUAACCUGGUGUUACAGAAUAUUUUGGAAACGGAGACUGAAUAUUCCAAGGAUCUUCAGAAUCUCCUGAUGAACUACCUGCGGCCGCUUCACAGCGUCGACAAACUGAGCGGCUCAGACGUGGCUCUCAUCCUGGGGAACCUGGAGGAGAUCAGCACCUUCCAGCAGAUGCUGGUCCAGUCGCUGGAGGAGUGCACGAAACUUCCAGAAAGCCAACAAAGGGUGGGCGGCUUCUUCCUCAACCUCAUGCCACAGAUGAAGGCUCUCUAUAUCGGCUACUGCUCCAACCAUCCGUCUGCAGUCAACGUCCUCACCCAGCACAGUGAUGUGCUGGGGGAGUUCAUGGAGAGCCGCGGGGCGGUCACCCCGGGGAUCCUCACCCUCACCACGGGCCUCAGCAAGCCCUUCAUGAGACUGGACAAAUACCCCACCCUGCUCAAAGAGCUGGAGAGGCACAUGGAGGAGAACCACCCCGACAGGCCGGACAUUCAGAAGUGCAUGACGACCUUCAAAAGUCUCUCUGCGCAGUGCCAGGAGGUCCGCAAGCGGAAGGAGCUGGAGCUGCAGAUCCUGACCGAGUCCAUCCGGCUGUGGGAGGGGGACGACAUCAAGACGCUGGGCUCGGUCCUCUACAUGAGCCAGGUCUUGGUCCAGAGCCACGUCUCAGAGGAGAAGAACGAGCGCUACCUCAUGCUCUUCCCUCACGUCCUGCUCAUGUUGUCCGCCAGCCCCAGGAUGAGUGGGUUCAUCUUCCAGGGGAAGCUGCCGCUGGCCGGAAUGAUCGUGACCAAACUGGAGGACGGCGAAACCCUGAAGAACUCAUUCGAGCUCAACGGCACCAUGUUCGACCGCCUCCAGGUGGCGUGCUCCAACCAGCAGGACCUGCAGGACUGGGUGGAGCACCUGAGCAGACAGAUCAAGCACACCGCCGCCACGGCGCCCAGCCACAAGCCGCUCGCCGUUCCCUGCCACACGCUCCCCUCUCACCCCCUCACCCCGUCCCGGCACGCCGAGGGGAGGGCGAUGACGGUGGCGCCGACGUACCACACCCUCCCCCACCCCUCCUCGCACGGGAUGUCUCACAGCACCAUGAUGUGGGGCCCCCUGGAGCCCCCCAACACCCCCAAGCCCUGGAGCCUGAGCUGCCUGCGGCCCGCCCCCCCGCUGCGGCCCUCCGCCGCGCUCUGCUACAAAGAGGAUCUCAGUAAAAGUCCGAAGAGUGUGAAGAAGCUGCUCCCCAAACGCAAACCGGAACGCAAGCAGUCGGAGGAGGAGUUCGCCUUGAGGAAGAGUACAGCUGCUCUGGAGGAAGACGCCCAGAUCCUGAAAGUCAUCGAGGCGUACUGCACCAGCGCCAAGACCCGGCAGACCCUCAACUCCACCUGGCAGGGCACCGACCUGAUGCACAACCACGUGCUGGCCGACGUGGACCAGUCGUGCGCGGAGCCGCCGGGCCGCCGCGGCAGCGUGUCGCGGCCGGAGCUGACCUCCGACCUGUCGGAGGACUCAGACUAUGACUCCAUCUGGACCAGCCACAGCUACCGGAUGGGCUCGGUGCCGCGGCCGCAGAGGGAAACGGGGCUUCAGGUCAUCGUCCCCGGGGAGGACAGACUCCUGGUGGACGAUCCCAGCCGCAACGGGCAGAGUGCUGCCGAGGACAAGAGCCUGGUGGAUGUGGUGUACGCCCUGAGGGACGAGGUUCAGGAGCUGAAGCAGGACAAUAAGAAGAUGAAGAGGUCUCUGGAGGAGGAGCAGAGGGCGCGUAAGGAUCUGGAGAAAGCUGUGAGGAGGCUGCUGAAGAGCAUCAACGACCCCACCUGGGACGAGACCAACCUGUGAGACUCCAGUCCGUCCGGCCGGCCGGAGCGCCGUGCUGUGUGUCCACUCGCCUGCUCAGUGUCAAACACAUACUCACAUAAACCGUUAUCAGGCGACUCUGUGUGAGUGUGUGUGUGUGUGUGUGUGUGUCCAUGCAUUAAGAUGGGCAUGAGCGUGCCUUGAUGCUGAACUGCCUCGAGCCUCUUUUCCCACAGUAACAUUCCUGAAGCAGCAGGUCAGAGAUGGAAUCGUUUGAAGAAACGUGGCGGGAAACGCCUGCAGCGCAGCGGAGACUUCACUGAUGUUUACAGUCAUUUCAACAGCGCCGCUGUCCACCGGUACAUCACGGUACUUCAGUGGUUUAUACCGUCUGGGACACGUUUAAACUUGAAUAAUGCCUUUUUCACAGCUGCUCAUAUUUAAUGUGUUGAUAACGUCGGCAUUCUGCAGGGUUUUUCUAUUAGACACGGGCCUGGUGUUUUUAGCCUGGAGCAAAGGUCAUCGGUUUUUGUGAAAUUUCUGACCUCUUUGUUCUUUUACCCCUUUGUAUUUUGACCUUUUUUCUGGGCAUCCCAAGGGAACUGUACAGAUGUUGAACUUGUACUGUAUGAUGUAAAUACUGCUAAAAGAUGAGCCUGUGUUUGGGAGAAAUAAACGUGUUUCUUUAAAGGA
This is a messenger RNA of Salarias fasciatus (jewelled blenny), 3384 nucleotides long. It is a transcript of the gene arhgef7a, whose product is annotated as Rho guanine nucleotide exchange factor (GEF) 7a. Gene Ontology annotation, cellular component: lamellipodium; cytoplasm. Gene Ontology annotation, molecular function: guanyl-nucleotide exchange factor activity; protein binding. Gene Ontology annotation, biological process: lamellipodium assembly; intracellular signal transduction. The record is from RefSeq and is a predicted model, not a curated record. The coding region runs from base 145 to 2733 and encodes 862 amino acids. NCBI's taxonomy places the organism in Eukaryota, Metazoa, Chordata, Actinopteri, Blenniiformes, Blenniidae. The transcript has 23 exons.